Messenger RNA from Cotesia glomerata, 396 nucleotides. RefSeq names its product larval cuticle protein A2B-like. Bases 1 to 396 code for a protein of 131 amino acids. The transcript is spliced from 3 exons. The record is from RefSeq and is a predicted model, not a curated record. NCBI's taxonomy places the organism in Eukaryota, Metazoa, Arthropoda, Insecta, Hymenoptera, Braconidae. Gene Ontology annotation, cellular component: extracellular matrix.
AUGGCUACUAAGUUUUUGGUAACACUUGGAUCCAUCCUAGCAGUCGCUCAGGCAGGAAUUAUCGCAGGACCACCAGUACCAGUUGUUAAGGCUUCAACGGAUUAUGAUCCUCAUCCGCAGUACACUUACGCUUACGAUGUCCAAGAUUCAUUGACCGGAGACUCAAAAUCUCAACAUGAAACGCGGAAUGGCGAUGUCGUCAGUGGAAGUUACAGUCUUAUUGAAGCCGAUGGAACGAGAAGAGUUGUUGAGUAUACUGCGGAUCCGAUAAAUGGAUUCAACGCCGUUGUUCAUCGAGAACCAGCUGUCGUUAAUGCUGUACCAGCAGCUCCACCUUACCGGCAGUUCCAAGUGUUCCGGCGCCAUUUUCUCCAUACUCGCCAUUUUCUUCUCUAG